Molecule: messenger RNA, 1226 nt
Organism: Cottoperca gobio
Lineage: Eukaryota; Metazoa; Chordata; Actinopteri; Perciformes; Bovichtidae
Product: general transcription factor IIF subunit 2-like
Exons: 8
Coding region: 136-900 (254 amino acids)
Biological process (GO): transcription initiation at RNA polymerase II promoter; transcription by RNA polymerase II
Cellular component (GO): transcription factor TFIIF complex
Source: RefSeq, a predicted model, not a curated record
AUGCUGGUCGCCAUGCUGGCCAAUCAUAACAGACCUCUGUCGUAACCAGAGCUGGGACCCAUCACUACCGUAAACACGCACCUUGAUACGUCUGGUUAACCGACAGUCUUUUGAAACUUUAAUAACAUUUAAACUAUGUCAAACCAAACGGAGGUUAAUUUAACUGGAGUCAAACAAAGUCAAGGCGUGUGGCUUGUUAAGGUCCCCAAGUAUUUAUCUCACCAAUGGGACAAAGCCUCAGAAAAGGGAGAAGUUGGAAAGAUUACCAUUGGAAAGAAGCAAGGCAAAACAGAGGUACAUUUCAGCCUGAAUGAGGAUCUGACAACCCUGAGCGCUGUGGGGGAGAAAGAUGUAUCAAUGCAGAUCCCGAGGGAUCAUCCCUUCACCAUGCACCCAGUGGGUGGACAGACCAUGGCUGUCUUCAGCCAGAGUGAUGCAGAUGGCAUCAGUCUGGAGGGGAUGGUGGUACACAGAGCUGAAUGCAGACCGGUCGUCAAUGACAACUACAUGAAGCUGAAGAAGUUGCAGAUUCAAGAGUCCACCAAGCCUCAGCGUUUGUCACAGCAGCUGGAGAAAGCUGUCACUACCAUCUUCAAGCCCGUGGCCAACCACGACUUCAAUUUGGAGCACGAGAAGAAGAAGAAAUCUGAUGGGAAGAUGGUGAGAGCUGAGCGAACGGUUGUGUUGGACAUGCUCUUCUCUGCCUUUGAGAAGCACCAGUAUUACAACAUUAAGGACUUGGUGGACAUCACCAAACAACCUGUGACCUUCCUGAAGGAAAUCAUGAGGGAAUUCGGGACGUACAACAGCAAGGGGGCUCACAAAAGCACCUGGGAGCUGAAGCCAGAGUACCGACACUACCAGUCUGCUGAGGAAAAGGAGGAGAUGCAGACGGCCUAGAGCAGAGAUACAACUUCUCUCCUGAAUAUAGAUGUCAAAAAGGAAAUACUGUUCAUCAAAUACGCUGGCAGUAGUGGAUGUUUUUCAGUUCAUCAUUUUUAAGUGAACAUUAUCAUUGAGUGGAACAUCACUUUAACACAAAUAAACAGACACACUGUUCACAGUAUUAGAUUUACAGUUUUUUGAAGUUGAGGAAUGAAAAACCAGUGGCUGUGUUGAGGUGGAAGGGGGGAAAUAAAAUAACCCCACAUAAUCACACCUACACCUGAGCGAAGCUGCUUCCUGGUUGGUAGAAUAAAUGAAGUCGGAGAUAUACGAGCUGAAAA